Messenger RNA from Anopheles marshallii, 1872 nucleotides. Its product is annotated as phe13-bombesin receptor-like. Gene Ontology annotation, biological process: neuropeptide signaling pathway. Gene Ontology annotation, cellular component: plasma membrane. Gene Ontology annotation, molecular function: neuropeptide receptor activity. Bases 1 to 1872 code for a protein of 623 amino acids. The transcript is spliced from 6 exons. The record is from RefSeq and is a predicted model, not a curated record. NCBI's taxonomy places the organism in Eukaryota, Metazoa, Arthropoda, Insecta, Diptera, Culicidae.
AUGAUGGAGCUUACACAGACAGCCGGCAGCAGCCUAAUCGCGGCCAUCAUCACCAACAGCACCGGUGAGGGAUUACCGGCCGAUGUGCUCGGUGGACACCAUACCCUGCAGUACCCGUUGCAGCAGCAUCAGUCGCAACAUCCGCACCACCACCACCAGCAGUACCAACCGCAGUACCUGUACGCGAACGACAGCGUGGCCGGGCAUGCAGCCGAAUCGCAGGGUUACGCGACGAACCCGAUCUGCAUCCUGCUGCCGAUAACGAUCUUCUACUGCUUCAUCUUUGUGGCCGGCAUCGUAGGCAACCUGUCCAUUUGCAUCGUAAUCGCGAAGAACAAAUCGAUGCACACCGCCACCAACUACUAUCUGUUCAAUCUGGCCGUGUCGGAUUUUUUGCUGCUGCUGUUCGGAAUGCCCCAAGAGCUGUACGGUACCUGGAAUCCGUUCGCCUAUCCCUUCAACCAGAUAGCCUGCAUCAUUACGGGACUGUUGUCGGAAACGGCCGCCAACGCGACGGUGCUCACCAUCACCUCCUUCACCGUCGAGCGGUACAUCGCCAUCUGUCAUCCGUUCCGGUCCCACACCAUGUCGAAGCUGUCGAGGGCGAUAAAGUUUGUGAUCGUCAUCUGGCUGGUAGCGUUCGGGUUGGCCACACCACAGGCACUCCAGUUCGGUAUCGUGGAAACCGGUGACUCUCGGUUAUGUACGAUCAAAGAUGAACACUUCGUGCACGCGUUCGAGGUAUCCAGCUUCCUGUUCUUCGUCGGCCCGAUGACGCUGAUAGCGGUGCUGUACGUGCUAAUUGGUAUUAAGCUACGGAAGAGCAAACUGCUGCAGGGCGUAAAACGGGCGUCAUCUGAUUACACUACACCGCCCCGAGGUGUCAGUGCCCAGAGCAGGGUGAUUCGGAUGUUAGUGGCUGUUGUUGCAACGUUCUUCAUCUGCUGGGCCCCGUUCCAUGCGCAGCGGCUGAUGGCCGUGUACGGUGUCUUCACCAAAACGGAGAGCGUGUUCUUCUACAAGGUGUACAUGGUGCUGAACUACAUUUCCGGCAUACUGUACUUCCUGUCCACCUGCAUUAAUCCGCUGCUGUACAACAUCAUGAGCCACAAGUUCCGCGACGCAUCCCGGCACACACUCAAGAUGAGCCUCUGUGGUGAGAAUCGAAACAAAUCUGACGGCCAGCAGCACACGUACAGUGCCGUGUCGCGGUACGGCGUUACCGGUGGCGGAUCGUUCAAGGUAAACUCCAACAACAUGGCGUGCAUCGGUACCGGCAUCCCGAUUGGCGGCACGGCAGGAAACGGUCCCGGGAAGCAACCGGGAACUGAAAACACCGGAAACCAGCAGGAAUCGAACCUAUCGCUGCUAACGAACGACCGUAACCGGUCUAACCGCAGCACGAUGCCCCCAAUAUCGAUCCGGCCAACGUACACCCGUGCCGAUUCGCACUGCAUCUCGAUCAGCAGCAGUCAAUCGACUACCGGCACCAACAUUAGCAGCAACGGUAAGUUAAGCCGUAGCUCGAACGGUUCACUCCGGCUCAGUGGCAAUCCACUCGAAUCGCACGAACCCACCAGUGGCCGUUUGUCGACGAUCGCCGAAAAGCUUCGGCGGGGCACCAAGAAGGUGCUAGCGUUCAGCAAAUCACCCACCAGUACGCCGUGCAAAUCGAAUUCACCGCCGACUGGUAACGGGACCGGGGCGGAUGUGGCCAGCGAGCGACGAAAGGCGUACCGUAAGCGUAACAGUUGCGACAGUGUCGAUACCAACACGAUCAGCAACUCGAGCCUGAAGGAGUUCGACGAGGAUGAGUUUAGUAGUGCCGAGUUGGCACGGUUUAUGGGUGAGGUUAAUAGUGAGAUACGCUAG